UGGGGCUUUAACCUCUUUGAGAGGGCGGCCUCUUAUUACCCCAAUUGUAGGAAACUAGUGUUCAAUCAAAUGCAUCAAAAUGCUUCUUUAUACCGCAAUAAACUUGCGGAAAAUCUCUUACUGUUGUUCUUCUUUCCCCUGUUUUUUCAAUGAAAUUAACACCCAUUUCUUCUUCAUUCCACCAUUUUUACUUCUGAAAAAUGCUCAUUAUCACUCCUUUGCAUCACCAGUAACUACUAAUUAUAGAUACAACAGCAAAAACUUUGAUUACCCAUCUUCAAAGUCUAAUUUUUCUAUCAACCCCAGUUGUUCUUUGUCCCCUGCAGAUUACGCCUCUCUUCUUAAAUCUUGUAUUUCUCAAAGGGCGAUUGAACCUGGUAAGCAGAUUCAUGCUCAAAUUUGCCUAUCUGGGUUAGCUUUAAAUGUUGGUUUAGCUACAAAACUUGUUGAUCUUUAUUGUAAUUGCAAUGCUUUGGUUUAUGCACACCAACUGUUUGAUAAAAUGCCUAAGAGUAAUUUGUUUUUAUGGAAUGUUUUGAUUCGUGGGUAUGCGUGGGAUGGACCUUAUCAAGUUGCUAUAUCACUUUAUUAUCAGUUGCUUGAUCAUGGGCUUAAUCCUGAUAACUUUACUUUCCCUUUUGUGCUAAAGGCGUGCUCGGCGCUUUUGGCUGUUAAAGAGGGUAGGGAGAUUCAUGAACAUGUUAUCAGAACUGGUUGGGAGAAUGAUGUGUUUGUGGGUGCUGCACUUAUUGAUAUGUAUGCAAAAUGUGGUUGUUUGGAGAGUGCUAGAGGUGUUUUUGAUAAAAUUGUAAGUAGGGAUGUUGUUUUGUGGAACUCUAUGCUUGCUGCUUAUGCCCAAAAUGGGCACCCGGAAGAUGCACUUACUUUGUGCAGUGAGAUGGCGUUUGCGAGUCAGAGGCCUACUGUUGCUACCUUGGUGAUAGUUAUCUCGGCUUCAGCUGACAUUGGUGCUCUUCCUCAGGGGAGGGAGAUUCAUGGGUUUAGUUGGCGGCAAGGGUUUGCGUUUCAAGAUAAGGUUAAGACUGCUCUUGUAGAUAUGUAUGCAAAAUGUGGGUCGGUUAGAGUGGCAAGGAGGGUGUUUGAGAGGCUUCAGGAGAAAAGGGUUGUUGCUUGGAAUGCUAUGGUUUCUGGGUAUGCUAUGCAUGGUUGUUACGAUGAUGCAAUCGACUUAUUUGAGGAAAUGAUCAGACAAGGUUAUGUGCCUGAUCAUAUUACUUUUGUUGGUGUCCUUUCUGCUUGUCGCCAUGGUCGUUUACUGGAUGAAGGUUGGAGAUAUUUUAACCAAAUGAUUGAAGAGUAUCAUAUCAAUCCUACGGUGCAACAUUAUACAUGCAUGGUUGAUCUCCUUGGCCAUACUGGCCGACUAAAGGAGGCUCAUGAUCUCAUUAUGGAAAUGAAGGUUACACCGGAUUCUGCUGUUUGGGGUUCAUUGCUCAAUGCGUGUAAGAUCCAUGGAAAUGUUGAAUUGGGGGAAUUAGCAUUGGAGAAGAUCAUUGAGCUUCAACCUAAUGAUUCGGGGAAUUAUGUGAUUUUGUCUAAUAUAUAUGCACAGUCUGGACAAUGGGAUGGAGUUGCAAGGGUGAGAAGAUUGAUGAUUGAUAAAGGAGUUAAAAAGAACAUAGCAUGUAGUUGGAUUGAAUUGAAAAAUGAAGUUCAUGCUUUCCUCUCUGGAGACACUACACACCCCAUGUGUGACACUAUAUAUGCCGAAUUGGAGAGGGUGACAGGAUUGGUAAUGGAAGCUGGAUAUGCUCCAACUACUGGGACUGUAUUCCAUGAUGUUGAAGAUGAUGAGAAGACCGGUAUGGUUUGCAGUCACAGUGAAAGGCUGGCAAUUGCUUUUGGACUUAUCAGCACUCAACCUGGAACAAGGCUUCAUAUCACAAAGAACCUUCGAGCAUGUGAGGAUUGUCAUAUCUUCAUUAAAUUUGUCUCAAAAGUGACACAAAGGGAGAUAAUUAUAAGAGAUGUCAAUCGUUACCAUCACUUCAAGGAUGGCGAAUGUUCUUGUGGUGAUCAUUGGUAAACUAGAUGGGAGUCUUCUAUUGAAAUGCCGAUGGUGCCUAUAUGCAGUGAAAGCAAUAUCUGAUAUCUACUCCCUCAGUUUUCCAGAAACAGUCUGGAGUCAGUUUCUCUCUUAAGGUGUCUUCAUGUUCUCAAUUUCAUGGCUCCCAUUACUUUACCAUGGGUCUUGUGACUCUUUUUUGUUGCUUUGCUCUGGCAUAUUUCCAGUUCAUUGGUCACAUGGUUAAUGCCUUGUUUGUUUUAAAGAUGCAGAAUAUGCAGUUCCUAGGUCUGGCAUUCUUUUCUUAUAAAUCAUCAGCUGAAACUUUAGCAUUGCUUUUUAUGUUCUGGAAGAAAUGUUGAACAAAGCAUCAAUCGACUUGUGCAUAUGCCUGCUGGUGGAAGCAGCUUUUGUAUGAUGUCCGGAACCAUUAAACAUGCCAAUCUCAAGACCAUCAGAGGAUCUGUUUCUAUGUGAAUUCUGACUUCAGUUUUAACACUAUUCAUGAAGAUGGGACUAUGGGAGGACUGACGGAGCUAAGGAAAAGAUCCCCUCUUGACCUUGUUAGAAAGAGGCAGCUUUGGCAUAGGUUGUGGCAGCAAUAUCAGUAUCAAUAGCUUCCUUUGUUUUCUGCUUUUGUGAUGCAUAUUCAGGCUUCAGAUCCCAUACUCUGUACAUGCUGAUGCAUUGAAAUCAUCCAGAAAUCAGGAUUCAGUGUAUGCUUUACAUACCGUUGGUUUGUCUUGAAGUCAUGACAUUGAAGUGGUUUCAUUGACUAUCUGCAAUUACAGUUCCAGCAAUAUUAAAGUUGUUUAAUACCAGUUCCAGCAAUCAUCAGGAUGAGGUUGGUCUUCUUCAUGCUCCUGCACCAUCUCGUUGUCUUCUCUUACCAUUGACAUUGUAAGGCUGAUCUAGUCUUCCCUGCAAGUGGUAAGUAAACUCAGCUACAUCUUCAGAGGGGAAUUCAACCAAGUCAUAAAAUGAAUUCUUGACCCCUGAUUAAGCUGUGAUGAGCUGGUCAUUCUUUAGUAGGUUGCCAACAUUUGUUACUAAAACCAGUUAAAUGUAUUGGCUUUCUGCUAGAACUGUUGCUAGUAAAGCAGAAGAAUCUCUGUCAUUAUUUGAUGUAACUUUGGUGUCUAGUUAAUGACAUUUUGGGUCAUUUUCUGGCAUAAUUAUACUGCCUAACUAAUGGCUUCCAGAAUUUGAUAGAACAACCUAAUUGUACUUUUUGGUUUGAAACAUCCUAGUUAUACUUUUACCAUGAUUCAAAAGCUCAUUGUAUGCAGUAAUUUGUAAGGGUGUGGUGAUGUAUGUUUAACAGAAGUAAUUCGCAAUGGUAUGGCGGUAAUUUGCAAGUAUAUUGUACCCUUCAUGAAGAGGGCAUUCUAAUGUAUUUUAUCUUACUUUGAUUUAGAAUAAAUAAAAUUUGCAAGUGUACUGACAACGA
This is a messenger RNA of Chenopodium quinoa (quinoa), 3476 nucleotides long. RefSeq names its product pentatricopeptide repeat-containing protein At3g46790, chloroplastic-like. The transcript has 2 exons. NCBI's taxonomy places the organism in Eukaryota, Viridiplantae, Streptophyta, Magnoliopsida, Caryophyllales, Amaranthaceae. Gene Ontology annotation, biological process: RNA modification. The coding region runs from base 80 to 2047 and encodes 655 amino acids. Gene Ontology annotation, molecular function: RNA binding; zinc ion binding; protein binding. The record is from RefSeq and is a predicted model, not a curated record.